This is a messenger RNA of Amblyraja radiata (thorny skate), 4830 nucleotides long. Its product is annotated as sentrin-specific protease 5. The coding region runs from base 112 to 2367 and encodes 751 amino acids. Gene Ontology annotation, biological process: proteolysis; protein desumoylation. The transcript has 10 exons. Gene Ontology annotation, molecular function: deSUMOylase activity. Gene Ontology annotation, cellular component: nucleus. NCBI's taxonomy places the organism in Eukaryota, Metazoa, Chordata, Chondrichthyes, Rajiformes, Rajidae. The record is from RefSeq and is a predicted model, not a curated record.
GCCGGGCCGGGGAGGGGACGAGCGCAGUGAGCCGGCACAUGGCGGCGGGCAGCCGGCGGCAGCGGCCGGCGCGUCACGGGUAGCGGCUGCGCCCAGACAAACUGACAGAGUAUGAAGGAGCACAGCAGUAACAAAUGCUGUAAAAGAUUCUUAAAAGUAAACCUCAGUGAACAACUGAGAUGCCACCACAGCAAAUGGAACCGAUUGGAUGGCUCGUUGUGCUCGCAAAGACAGUUUUAUUAUCAGCAGAAGCAACGUCUAUGGCUGUCAAUCAGGAAAAAGCGGGCCAAGUCUGUGCUAAAGAAGGCCCAUCCAGAUUGUCAGCAGUGUGGGUCUCCGGCAAGCAUUGAAUGCAUGCGAGUGACGCUGAAGAAAAAAUCAUUGCUGGCCUCAGGAGCCGAUGACACGCCAACCAAGGAAGUGUGUACCCCAGCAUCUUUGGCAUCCUAUGAGGAAGUGGAGAGUAAGGGGUGUGACAUUUGGAACAGCAGUACAGUUGGUCCUGAUUCGGAUUGUAAAUCAACCAUUUUAUGUUGUAAGCCGGUCUCCAGAAAUCUAACUGAUCUAGCUACAAAAGUUACAUUUCCCAAGUCUGCACCGAGGAAAAAUAGUGGGCUUCAGGACAACAUUAUAAAUCAGAAGCUAUCAAAUGGAUAUAACAAAAUAGACUUCCAAGCAAGUAAAGAUUUUGUAUCCAAUAAUUUACCUCGCAAGACAAAACGACAGCUGAAAGGGCACAAAAUCUCUCUGCUCUAUAGGAAACCUUCCUCCCUCUUUAGUUUCCGUUGUAGAAUAUUUAAUUGUAAAAACAGACGGAGAAAGGUUGUCAGUCAGAGAAAAGAGAAGCUAAGACGGACGCAAUCGUUGGGUACUGUCUGCGUAAAUCCCCCCAAAACUGCCCAGCAUUUGGAUAAAAUGGCAUUUGAUAUUUCCUCACAGCCAGCUGCCAAAGGCGACGUAUCCACUCAGAACAUGAACUUUGCUUCAGAUCAGAAUUGUGGUACAUCGGAGAAAGCAAAGCAAAUUAAGAAUUUGUGCCUGGCUAAUUGUUGUGAAGUUUCAAAAAUGCCCCUUGGUGAAGGGAUGGACAUUUUGCCCACUCAAAUGCCCCAUUUUGCUCAUUCAGCUGAACUUAAUAAUCAAAUGGCAAAUGAAAGCACAGACAUAGUGCGUUCUGGUUCAAGCCCGCUUGGUUUGGAUGCUUGUGUUAAUCGGCUUGUAGCCCCUGAUAAGUGGCCCAAGACUGAUGGAUCGUCCCAAUUGUUUGCUGCCUCGCAGGGAAGAUAUUUAAACCAAACCCCAGUCUGUGACGGGGAGAUGCAGGUCAUCAAUGCUGUAGCGGAAUCCACUGCACGUCCAUGCAAUCACACCAGUGUUCCUGGGACUGAAAGCGGACAGUCAGUAUGUUGGCAAAGUGGUGAGCCGUGUCCUGUGCUUCAGCCGCAGCUGCUAGACCACAUUUACUAUAGAUCUUCAGAGGAACGUUCUGGCCAUGCAUUGGUGAGGACUGAGCAGCCAGCUCGAUGUCAGGCUGAGAAAGGAAAGGAGAAUGAAUCUCGAACCUGUUCUGUUGCCACUGAACGAUUAAUGUCCUGUAUUCAUGCUUUCCUGGAUGAAUUUUUGAGAAAAUAUGGAAGCCUUAUACCACUUACCGAAAGAGAUGUUCUGAUGAAGUUAGAACAGAUCUUUCAUCAGGAUUUCCGUGAUCGGAAAGUCUUCAUCAGGAUGGAAAUCCGAAAGUACCAGAAAGCGCAGGCGAAUAAGCCUGCUUCUGGUUUCCAAGUGGUUUACAACAAACACGUUUUGACUUUGGAUGACCUGGCCACACUUUAUGGAGAAAACUGGCUGAACGACCAGGUAAUAAACAUGUACGGCGAACUGAUUGUGGAUGCAGUGCCAGAUAAGGUUCACUUCUUCAAUAGCUUCUUUUACAAACAGCUUCAAACUAAAGGAUAUAAUGGAGUGAAGAGGUGGACUAAAAAGGUGGAUUUAUUCAGUAAAGCCCUAUUACUAAUCCCUAUACAUUUGGAAAUUCAUUGGUCACUAUUAACAGUUGAUCUACCAAAUAGGAAAAUUUGGCUUUACGAUUCUCAAGGCAUCCAUUUUAAUUCCUGUGUUCAGAACAUUCUUAAAUAUUUAAAGACAGAAGCUGGUGAGCGAAAUUGCCCGACAUUCCUGGAAGGGUGGAAAGCUUUCGCCACAAUGUGCAUUCCUCAACAAAAAAAUGAUAGCGACUGUGGUGUGUUUGUGCUUCAGUACUGCAAGUGCCUGGCUCUAGGAAGACCUUUUCAGUUUUCUCAAAAAGACAUGCCUGAAGUAAGAAAAUUAAUCUACAGAGAACUGUGUGAGUGCAAGCUUAUGGAGUAGGCAAGCAGGAUGAAGCUGACUGAAACUCCUCACAGGAAAUUGCAUUCCAGCAGAUGGAUGUGGCCAAAGUGGUUUGUAAUAUCUGGAAGGUGAAGAGGGACGAGACGGGAAGGGAGCGCUGAAGGACCAGUGCAGUGUUUACCUCCUUUCCAGGUGUGUGCAUGGCCCAAGCAUCUCCAGAUUUGAUAAAAGCACAACUUUGCUUGAUUGCCCUGUUGCUGACAAAUUGCAUGUAGCAGUAGACUAAAUGUAGACUUCCUUACAGGCUCCAUAUUCUGAGAACCUCUGAGUAAAGGAAGUAGUAAAAGUUACAUUAACCUAGCAGGGAGAAAACUGAAGUCUUAGUGUAGAAAUUGUCCCAGGUAUUAAUAAGUGAGAGACCCUCUUCAUAUCCACGGGGGAGAUUUUUGCUGUUUCCAUGGAUGUUUAAUGGCCAUUAGGUCAUUGUGUUGAGCUGCAGCAUGUUUAAAAGUGAAAAUAGUUUCAUUCAAAAAGCAGUCAUUCUGCAAUCAAUGCUGUAACUCUAACUUGUUUAAGCCAAACCAAUUUCCUAUUUAAUUUUUCACAUACAUGUACAAUAGGUUCCUCUGUGAAGCAUUGUUGCUUCUCCAUUGCAAGUGUGAAACAUUGGAAUGAUUUUGCUGUGAUGAAUAAUAAUCCAUUCUCAAAAUUGAUGUGUACAUCUGCCUGGCUCAGUAAUGAUGGAAAAUCCAUCCUCUUUCUGACUAAAAGUAUUGUUUUGUUGCAUCUUACUUCUACUAAUUUGGACGGAUUACUCUGAAAGGUGAAGGAGCACAUAGGGCAUAGCCAGUCAUUGCAAACCAGGAUAUAGUAAACUUAACUGUAUUUUUUUAAUUGAGUAUUUGAAAGUGAACAUUACUGGCAAGAUUAGCAUGCAUCCUCCUCGGGUUGACUGAAGUAGGAAGAAGCUGGCCGCGUUGUACUGGUAGCAGUUUGAUAAACUGAGGGCCUUUGAAUCAUCUCCAGCGGUACACAACUACUGUUGUGCACAAGGCAUACUAGACAAGGACAUGAUGGACGUUUUGUUUUCAAGAAUAAUCAAGAACUUUCAUCCUUAUUUCAGGGAUUGAAAUAAAAAUGAAGUCUAAUUCCUAAACUGCCAUAGUGGGAUUUGAUCAUAGAAUUUUUAGUCCAUUACACUGCAGUCUUCUGCCUACUUUAAUAAUUCCAUUUUCCCUUUUAAUACAUUUUAUAGUUUGACAUCAAAUUAUGUGAGAUGUAACUUAAAACUGGCUGAUUGAUAUAAACGUUUAUUGAUAUCCUAGUUAAGAAUUAUAGGAAUUGAGUGAAGUGUGUGAGAAUCAUUUUAAACAAUGGUCACUUUGAAAAUAGUGCAAAGUGUCAUCUGCUAUCAUCCUACUGUGUUGAGAAUUGAUAUUGCGCCUAGGUUUCAGAUUUUCUAAAACCUGAUUAUUUUAUUAAUUAUGUCAUCUUUUCAAAAUUGUGUUCAAUCAUACACUCAGUGUCAUACACUCAAUAUCUGCACUGUAUCUCUAGGAUUCAAAAUAUUGUUUUCAUAUUCAAAUGCUUUGUAACAAUCAAUUCUUUCAAUUGUUUAAGGAUUAAAUCCAUCAAUGAGAAAUAAUUAGGAAAUGCUGGGAAUAAACAGCCUUUACUUGGUACAAUAAAACCUUGCAAUAAUGGACCCGGGGGGGGGGGGAGAAAAUUGUAUCAGUUAUUGCCGAUUGUCUGCUAUAGAUGUCUGAGGAGGGUAACGUUUAACACAAGGCCGGCAGGGAAGAAACAUGCCAUUGGGGAGUGGGGGGGGGUAAGGCUUAAGCAAGUGGGAAUUCACAGGCUGGGAAGCCGCAGAGUCCCAUGCCCAUCCCAUGGUGCACCAGGGACAGGCCCAGUACUCAGGCCGCCUUCAUGCUGCUCCCUCUCUCCACUCUCGCAACCAGAAGCACGGCACGUGGUGCCAGUUCAUUAAGUAAGGAGUACAACGGGAGCCUCGUUGUAUAGCGGUCCAUUAUUACGAGGGUUUACUGUACAGAUGCUCCACGAUUUACGAUGCUUCGACAUGGUAUUCCGACUUUACGAUGGUGCAAACGCACGGCAGCGAGCCGCACGUCACUUCCGGUCACAUGAUCGCAUUGUAUUAAUGCAUUUUCGACUUAUGAUGGGUUCAUCAGAACGUAACCCCAUCGUCGGAUGAGGAGCAGCUGUACUUUUGUUUUCAUUAUCCAGGAAGGAAUGUUUAAAUCUGAAUUUCCAGAAUCUCCAUAAGGGCAUGCCAGUUGAGUUGGUGAUCUUGUAUUCAAUCUGUAUACAGAGUUUAGCAGUGGCAAUGAAACAUACGGCCAGGUGAAAAAUGUUACAUAUAUAAACAUUAGUGCAAUAACAGAAAGUGUAAGGUAGACUUUUUUUUAAACUCACAAAAGGUUGUAAUUAGUUCUAUGUUGUUAUGGAAUUGACAAUAAAGUAAUUGAAUAUUUAACCCUU